UUCCGCUCGAUCAUCGAAACAACAAACCAAGCGGUGCGAGCGGGUUGAGUGUCUGGAACAGACAGCCUCUGACCGCCACUUUCAAACUAACAUCCAUGAAUCUGUCCGGGCUUUUCGUUCAAAACAACUAGCGCCACUCGACACCGUUACGGAGCUGCAUGUGUGCUGGAUUUAAUCCUGCUGGAGGUGCAUCACCCACAUGGACAAGCACUCAAAGAGCAGCUGCUGAAAAGUAGUGCAACACUGCUCCCCUUGUGGCCAUAAUGUCUUAUGACAAAGGUAUCUGCAUUUGCUGCUAGUGUUGAAGGAAGCUUAAGACUUUGACAAGUUAAGGUGGUCCAGAAGAUGUUAAAGAAAUGAUAGCAGCACCAGAAUUACAAUCGGAGUUUCAUUAUCCCCAGGACACUGACACACGAUUCUCAUCAGAUACUGACUUUGAUGAUUCUGAUGGGAGAAAUGCUGUUCAAGGAAAAGGAAAGGUGAAAAAGGGGAAGAAGGCCCCUGGGGAGAAAGGGAAAGGAGGUGGAAAAGGCGCUGGCCGCUUAAAUGGACACCAUCAAGAGAAUGGCAUGGAGAAUAUCAUGCUGUUUGAAGUUGUCAAGCUGGGAAAGAGCGCCAUGCAGUCUGUCGUGGACGAUUGGAUUGAGUCCUACAAACAGGACAGAGACAUGGCUCUCCUUGACUUGAUAAACUUUUUUAUCCAGUGUUCUGGCUGUAAAGGUGUUGUGAGUGGUGAGAUGUUUCGGCACAUGCAGAACUCUGAGAUCAUCAGAAAGAUGACUGAAGAAUUUGACGAGGACAGUGGAGACUACCCACUCACAAUGGCUGGGCCACAGUGGAAGAAGUUCAAGUCCAGUUUUUGCGAGUUCAUUUCUGUAUUGGUCCGACAGUGUCAGUACAGCAUCAUCUAUGAUGAGUAUAUGAUGGACACAGUUAUCUCCCUGCUCACCGGUCUGUCAGACUCCCAAGUGCGAGCCUUUAGACAUACCAGCACACUAGCAGCCAUGAAGCUUAUGACAGCUCUGGUGAAUGUAGCACUGAACCUCAGCAUUAACAUGGACAACACCCAACGCCAGUAUGAGGCAGAGCGAAACAAGAUGAUAGGCAAGCGGGCUAGCGACAGGUUGGAGCUGCUCCUACAGAAACGCAAGGAGCUUCAAGAAAACCAGGAUGAAAUUGAAAAUAUGAUGAAUGCUAUUUUCAAGGGAGUUUUUGUGCACAGAUACCGUGAUGCGAUAGCCGAGAUCCGAGCGAUCUGCAUUGAGGAAAUCGGGGUGUGGAUGAAAAUGUACAGUGAUGCAUUUCUAAACGACAGCUACCUGAAAUAUGUCGGCUGGACGAUGCACGACAAGCAAGGCGAAGUGCGGCUGAAAUGCCUCACAGCUCUGCAGGGCCUCUACUACAACAGAGAGCUCAACGCCAAGUUGGAGCUGUUUACCAGCCGCUUCAAGGAUCGGAUAGUUUCCAUGACACUGGAUAAGGAGUAUGAUGUUGCUGUGCAAGCAAUAAAACUACUAACACUUGUGUUACAUAGCAGUGAUGAGGUCCUGACAGCAGAGGACUGUGAGAGUGUCUACCACCUGGUGUACUCAGCCCAUCGGCCUGUUGCUGUGGCUGCUGGAGAGUUCCUCUUUAAGAAAUUGUUCAGCCAUCAGAACAUAGAGGAUGACAGCAUGCCUAAGAGACGGGGCAGACAGAGUCUCAAUGCCAAUCUGAUGAAAACUACUGUUUUCUUCUUUCUAGAGAGUGAGCUUCAUGAACAUGCUGCAUACCUGGUGGACAGCAUGUGGGACUGUGCCUCUGAGCUGCUGAAGGACUGGGAGUGCAUGAUCAGUUUGUUGCUGGAUGAGCCCCUGCCUGGAGAGGAAGCUCUGACAGACAGACAGGAGACUGCUCUGAUUGAGAUCAUGCUCUGUACCAUCCGACAAGCUGCAGAAUGCCAUCCCCCUGUAGGCAGAGGCACUGGCAAAAGGGUCUUGACAGCAAAAGAGAAGAAAACGCAGCUUGACGAUCGGACACGAAUAACUGAGCUUUUCGCAGUGGCAAUGCCACCUUUACUUGCAAAGUAUUCAGUUGAUGCAGAGAAGGUGACAAAUCUUCUGCAGUUACCACAGUUCUUUGAUCUAGAGAUCUAUACAACAGGGCGUUUGGAAAAGCAUUUGGAAUCACUGCUGAGACAAAUCAGGGACAUUGUGGAGAAGCACACUGACACUGAUGUGCUAGAGGCCUGCUCGAAGACCUACCAUUCUCUCUGCAACGAGGAGUUCACAAUCUUCAACAGGGUAGACAUCGCCCGCAGCCAGCUCUUGGACGAACAGGUGGACAAGUUCAAUAAGCUGUUAGAAGACUUUCUUCAAGAGGGAGAAGAACCAGAUGAGGAUGAUGCUUAUCAAGUCCUAUCCACGCUAAAGAGGAUCACUGCUUUUCACAAUGCUCAUGACCUUUCGAAAUGGGAUCUGUUCACCAGCAACUAUAAGUUACUCAAUACAGGCAUUGAGAAUGGGGACAUGCCAGAGCAGAUCGUCAUACAUGCGCUGCAAUGUACACACUAUGUGAUUCUCUGGCACUUAGCCAAGGUGUCUGAGGGCAGCUGCAAAAAAGAGGAUAUGUUGACUUUAAGAAAGCAAAUGCGUGCAUUCUGCCUGAUGUGCCAGCGAUAUUUAGCCAGUGUCAACACCACUGUGAAAGAGCAGGCCUUCACCAUCUUGUGUGACCUGCUGAUGAUCUUCAGUCACCAGAUCAUAUCUGGAGGGAGGGAAGUGCUGGAGCCGCUGGUUUACUCACCAGAUGCCUCAUUGCAGUCUGAGCUGCUCAGCUUCAUCUUAGACCACGUUUUCAUUGACCAGGAUGAAGAUAACAGCAGCACAGAUGGACAGCAGGAUGAUGAAGCAGGCAAAAUAGAAGCUUUGCACAAGAGACGAAACCUACUCGCAGCUUACUGCAAACUCAUCAUCUACAAUGUGGUGGAGAUGAAGACUGGUGCUGACAUAUUUAAGCAGUAUAUGAGGUAUUAUAAUGACUACGGUGACAUCAUCAAGGAAACCAUGAGCAAAACAAGACAGAUUGAUAAGAUCCAGUGUGCAAAGACACUCAUUCUGAGCUUGCAGCAGUUGUUCAAUGAGAUGCUGUCAGAUCUGGGCCCAGGCUUUGACCGUUCAUCUUCAACUUUCUGUGGCAUUAAAGAGCUGGCUCGUCGCUUCUCUUUAACUUUUGGUCUGGAUCAACUGAAGACCAGAGAGGCGAUCGCCAUGUUACACAAGGAUGGUAUUGAGUUUGCCUUCAAGGAGCCAAACCCACAAGGAGAUGGAUAUCCACCUGUAAACCUGGCCUUUUUGGACAUCCUCAGUGAAUUCUCAUCCAAGCUUAUGAGACAGGACAAACGCACUGUGCAUAUGUAUCUGGAGCGCUUUAUGACAUUUCAGAUGACAUUGCAAAGGGAGGACUGUUGGCUCCCACUUAUCUCCUACAGGAACUCUCUACAGGCUGGCGGUGAUGAUGAUACCAUGUCUGUGGUGAGCGGCAUCAGCAGCCGUGGUUCCACUAUCCGCAGCAAAAAAGCCAAGCCUGUCACAGGCAAAAGGAAACUAUCUGAAGAGGAGAGUAGCAGCAGCGAGGUGUGGCUGAACCGAGAGCAGAGCAUGCCGACGCCAGUCAUGAUGCCUUCUCCACAUCUUACCUCCACAGUCAUGCGUGACCCCAAACGCCUACGGCCUGAAGACAGCUACAUGGGAGUGUAUACAAUGCCAGCUGAGCAGCAGCAACAACAACAUCCACAGCAACGCACACACCCGUACACACCCCAACCUCACAAUCACCAGUCCCCCAUAGACUACAACACACAGGUCACUUGGAUGUUGGCCCAGAGGCAGCAGCAGGAAGAAGCUGCCAGGCAGCAGCAUGAGAGAGCCAUGAACUACGCCAAACUGAGGAGCAACCUGCAGCAUGCAAUACGCCGAGGAUCAGGCCUUAUGGAAGACGACGAGGAGCCAAUUGUCGAGGAUGUAAUGAUGUCAUCAGAAAGCCGAAUUGAGGAUCUCAACGAAGGCAUAGAUUUUGACACAAUGGAUAUUGAUCUGCCUGCCUCAAAGAAUCGACGAGAGAGAACAGAGCUGAAACCAGACUUUUUUGACCCAGCCUCUAUCAUGGACGAGUCUGUAAGGACCACUCAUUUCCUGGGUUAUGAUGCUUUUCAGCGGUAAUGCGGAGGGAUCAAAGCUCCAUUCUGUUGCCAUGAGAGAGCUCCACUAGGUGGCACUAAUAGGGGUGAUUUGUAAUAGACAGCUCAGUUCUACAGUUUACUCCAUAUUGUGGAGUAUCAAUAGCCUCAAUAUAAGAAAUAAAGAGAAUCGAUGGCCAUUUAUUUGGUAACGCUGAACUCUCUCUGAAUUUCAACAUUUUCUUUUGUAGGCCAUUGGGGUACUUGUGUUUCAGGAUAAAAUAAUAGAGAAAAUCUUUUUUGAGGAAAAAAAACUUUUCUGUAAUGUUAAAUUGAUUUUAUAAAAAAAAAAAAAAAUCUAUAUACACAAGAUCAGUGUAGUAACUGGUUAAACAAAAACGUCUAUUCUUGUUCACUAGAGAUGAUAUAGUGGCUUAGAUAUUGAGUAAGCGCUCCCUUUUAAUGCAAAAUGUUGGGGGCCGAUUGAAUGCCAUGGAUUGUUGGACUGUUCGCCAUGUAUAAAUAUAUAAAAUAUAUUUCAAAGUUGAACGUCAUCUUGUGUGAAGAAGUGUAUGUGAGCUCUUCAAGAGUUGUGGUAUUUCUUGAAACUGGGGUGAAUGCAUCUUUUUUUUUAACUUAAAGAUAACUAUGUUAUGUAUAGCCCUUUUGUAAUAGUGAGUAAUCAGGUGUAAAGUAGUAAUUUAUAAGCAGGUUAUUGCUCAUCAUAGUGAGUGAUGUGAUAUAUUUUAAACUUCUUAACUAAUAUGUAAAAUGGAGGACAUCCUCCACCUCUUUAUAUCUAGUGUUUAGUUUUGUUCACAUCCCUUUGAGAAAGAUAACUAAAAUGCAGCUAAUAGUGUCUGUUAAUAACAGUGGAAGUCAUCUUCCCAGAUAUUAGAUCCACACAAUUCAAAGUGCAAAACCAAGGAAUCAAAAGGAAAUCUCUGAAAUAGUGCCAUUUUGUUUGUAUUGAAUUAAAAGCAAAGAUUACUGUAGUAAGUCUGCUCCAUUGUUUUCUCCCAUACAUUCAGCUAAACAGUGAUGUAGACAUAUACUUUUAAAUAAGUUUUAAUAAGUAUCAAUUGGUGCUGAUUUUAUAACUGCAUUUAGGGUUUUUCUUAUUUUUAAGCUCCAAUUUAAAAUUAAAAAGGAUAAAAAAUAUAUAUAUAUAUUAAAUCAUGUAGCCAAACACCAAUGAGUUUUGUUUUUGUUUUGUUUUUUUGCAUUUUUUUUAUGGUGUUUUGUUUGUGUUUGCAUUGUCAGGUUUUCGGGUUUUUACAUUUUCCUAAAUGUAAAUUUGGUUGGCUAAGCUUCACAUUCAGAGUUACUACAUUCAGCUUUAAGUUUUUUGUUUGUUUCUAUUCCAGUGUCAAAGCUUCAGUGUAACAGUGUACUUCUCCAUUUAAACAUGAACAGGUUUUGUGUUGCUUUUGGGCAGCUCUAUAAAGUUAAAUGAACACAUCUAGCUUGUACUGAAACAUUAUAUCUAAACCUGUUUUGUCACAGGGAUAUAUUUUAAUCAUUCCAUGUCUUGGCCUUAAACAUGCCUGUAAAAAUGUUCUCAAUUUUUCAAUAUUAUGUUACUUUUGAUUUCUUGUUUUGUGCAGAUUUCUAAUUAUUUUAGAACAGUGAUUACCAAGCCUGGUCUUGGAGAGCUACCUUCUGCAGUAAGCAGUUUCACACCUAAACCAACACACCAGCGCCAAAUAAAUCAAUCUACCUGAUUAGCCUGCUUGAUUAGGGCUGGAACACAGUUCUGUAGAAGGUUACAUGUCUCAGAGACAGGACAGCACUGCUAUUGAAGCCAUGAUCCCAAAUAGCAAGUGUGUAAUUGAGUUAGAAAGUGCAACACAACCUAAAGAACUAUGAAUACAAAGCCUCUAGAAACUGGCACCUGUUUGUCACUCACCACUACAUUGGCAAAACUGCUGAAUAGAUUGUGUAAAUAUAUGUGCAUUUUAACAAAAACUUAAUUUUCUAGUGUUUUUCCCUGUUAAUGUUUAUAAGCCUAUGAUCUUUACCCUGUUCAAAGAUUUAUGCUGAUACAUAAUUGUUUCCCUGUCCUGUCACUUACUGUACUGUUUCUGAUUUCUAUUUAUCUGGAGACAGUAAGUUUUUGAAUAAAAGUAAACCUCA
Molecule: messenger RNA, 6292 nt
Organism: Tachysurus vachellii
Lineage: Eukaryota; Metazoa; Chordata; Actinopteri; Siluriformes; Bagridae
Gene: stag2b
Product: STAG2 cohesin complex component b
Exons: 34
Coding region: 357-4199 (1280 amino acids)
Biological process (GO): sister chromatid cohesion
Cellular component (GO): cohesin complex; chromatin; nucleus
Molecular function (GO): chromatin binding
Source: RefSeq, a predicted model, not a curated record